Aspergillus aculeatinus CBS 121060 is the source of this 411-nucleotide messenger RNA. RefSeq lists its product as uncharacterized. Gene Ontology annotation, biological process: transmembrane transport; carbohydrate transport. Bases 1 to 411 code for a protein of 136 amino acids. Lineage: Eukaryota; Fungi; Ascomycota; Eurotiomycetes; Eurotiales; Aspergillaceae. Gene Ontology annotation, cellular component: membrane. The record is from RefSeq and is a predicted model, not a curated record. Gene Ontology annotation, molecular function: carbohydrate:proton symporter activity. The transcript is spliced from 2 exons.
AUGGAGACCUCGACAGUAACCGCGAACAAGAAGGCUGAUGUCGCGAUGCUCCCCCUAUUUACCGCCGAUUAUUGUCUUGGCUGGGGCCUCGUCAACUGGGUGGUGACGACCUCAGCGCUUGGCCUCCGCGAUGCAUCCCCAAUAACCACGUCCGUCAUGAACAUGAUUACAGCGUUCGUUGUCAAUUUCACGAUCCCCUACAUAGCCCAUGAGCCCCCCGAUACAGAUGGCCAGUUCAUCUUCGGCGGCAUUUCCCUCCUCUCUUUCGUCUUUGCCUACGUCUUCGUUCCUGGAGGUGAAGGUAAGACUUUGGAGCAGCUGGACAUUUUAUCAAACGAAGGCGUGCCCAUUCGACGUUUCGGGAAUUGUACAUGCGAAGAAGCUGUAGAGGUCCAAGACGUCGUCAAUUGA